AUGUCGUUCAAUUAUCUGUCGGAUGAAAUUCUGCGGGGAUUUGAUACCUAUAAAUACAGUUCUGUUGACAACAGUCCUGUGAGUAAUUACGUGACACAUCCAUUCUGGAAUUGGGUAGUUAAGUUUCUACCAAGAUGGUUGGCCCCAAACUUAAUGACUCUGGCUGGUUUCGUACAGCUGCUUGUCAAUUUCUUCUUGCUGACCUAUUAUGAUCCUCACUUUUGGGCAGCUUCAGACCAGGUCCUUGAAUACCCUCCCAUCCCGGCCUGGGUGUGGCUUGUUUGCGGGCUCAAUAACUUCAUAUCUCACACUUUAGAUGGAUGCGAUGGCAAGCAAGCGCGGCGUACAAACUCCAGCACGCCACUCGGCGAGUUGUUUGAUCACGGCCUCGACAGCUGGGCUGCCCUCUGCCUCCCUGUGGCCAUCUACUCCGUAUUUGGUCGUGACGACUGGGGGGCCAAUGCCUACACGUUCUACCUGGUCCUCGCCUGUGUCCUCGGUUGCUUCAUCAUGUCGCAUUGGGAGAAAUACAAUACAGGAAUCUUGUUUUUGCCAUGGGGCUAUGAUAUCAGCCAACUGGCCAUGACGGGAGCUUAUCUUAUAACAUUCGCGUUUGGCUACCAGUUCUGGAAAAACACCAUCUUGCUGCCUAUCAUUGGGACAGUGACUGUUGCUGAUUUGUCUCUUUUAUCAUUAUUUAUGGGAUCAUUGGGGAUGUCGCUGCCAAUGACGAUGUAUAAUGUGUACAGAGCAUACAAAGACAAGACCGGGAAAAUGUAUGGAUUUUACGAAGCGAUGCGGCCGCUGCUGUCGUGUUUUGCUUUAUUCAUCCUCAUCACCCUGUGGAUCUACCUGUCCCCGGCCAAUAUUCUACUUCACCAAGCAAGAUUAGUCUACUGGACGCUAGGAACCAUUUUCUCAAAUAUCACCUGUCGUCUAAUUGUAAGCCAGAUGAGUUCAACUCGCUGUAGCGGCUUCAACUGGCUGCUGGUGCCGCUGAUAUUGGUGGUCGGAGCCGUCCUGUGUACAACUUUAGCCAAGUAUGAGAUGGAGAUGGCGUGGGGGCUCUGCAUUUUCGUGACAAUUGCACACAUUCAUUAUGGCUUUAACGUGGUGCGGCAGUUGUGCGACAAGUUGAACAUCUACGCUCUGACACUUGAAAAGAGAGAGAAAGUGACCAAUAACCUAAAGAGGAAAUAGAAAAUCACGGGUACUGAUUUAGGCACUGCCUUGGUGUAAGUUCUUAAGGCCAAUCAAAUUAUAUUUUAUGGUUCUUGUCAGCCACUUUUAGAAAACGGGUGCAUGAUUCAAUCACAGAAGUCAGUGUGUUUUAUACGGUCAAGCAGUGACUAAGCUGUCCAAAAAAUUUACAGUGUUCUCCACAAUUUCACAGUUUGACUCGACUCAAAAAUUUCCCGAAGUCAGACUCGCUUCACAACUAGCUUCAAGACGUCAACUGACUGAGUCAGUUCCUUCAUCAUCCUGAAGGUGGCGUUCAUGUUACUUUAAGUUGAAGCCUUAAGAGAACUAAUAUACGGCCGGAGGGGGGAAUUUUUGGUCGAAAAAGUAACAAAGAUCUUCGCCGGAUGGCGCUGAAAGUGUAGGACAGUCACCAACAUGGUCAUUGAACAUUUUUGAGAAUCUGUGUCUCCGAGAACUAUUAGUCAGCCUGUAUGUACGGGACAGUGAAGAAAAAUUAGGCCUAUAACAAGUAAAAUAAUGAGCCUUUUGUACAGGCACCCCUAAACCACCUUCAACCAAUCGACACAGUAUAUUCCUGGGUACAUAUGAAGAUGUACAUUUUAUUUUAUUCUAGAAAUAAUUUAAUAAAUAGUUUUUUGACACCCUGUAUAUUCAGGUGCUUACCCAAAGAGCUCAUGCUUAUCUUUCCAGAACGGAUGUAUAAUUUUUCUUCUGUUAUUUAAAAAAAAAGUUUUAUAGUUGCUUUCCAGAUUCUCUGUGAUUUCUUUAUGAUUCCAAUUGAACUCAAGUCAAAUGUUAGUUGCAUCAUUUCAAGGUCAUCAGCAAAGGCUCGGGUUUGUUUCAUCAAAUUUUGAAAUUUGAAAUUGAAUUUCAGAUUUGAAAUUACAUUUACGUUAUUACACAUUGAACAUUGAUGUACGCACUUAAAUGAACAGUAUACAUACCAUGUUUCAUUGAGCUGGUGUGUAUAGUUUAUACUGCACUAUUGCCAUAUUUGUUAUCACUACCGGUAGUAAACAAUGCACACAUACAGACCUGGUCUUUAAAAGUAGCCAUAUUGACAAGUGACCCACUACACCAGUUACACCUUGAUGUUGUUAAAGUAAGAUGCUAAACAUUGUUGGUGUUUGUAUGUACAUGUAUGAUCAAAAGAUAUACAGGGUGUUUCGAAAAACAUGAUACAGUCUUCUUCUUUCUGUUUGCAACAUUAUACAGUUGUGAGGGUGUAUAACUUUUAUUUAAAUAACUUUUGCCUGGUUAUUCAGUAUCAUUGUAAACUGUGCCAUGAUUUUUUGAAAUGCACUGUAUUAGUAUUUAUGAAUAAUUAUCUAGUGUAUUAAGUUGAUUUCAAAGUUGAGUUGAUAGUGGUAGAUUUUAUUUUUGCAUGAAGAGUGAAAUGUCUGUUUCAAAAUAUUAUAGGUACAGUGGCAGUCGGGAGGAAUUUGUGUGAGAGUAGUGAUCAAUUCACUCCCGUGAUGGCAUUUUACGUAAGUAAUGUACAGUAAUUGAAGUUGAAGCAAGGAUGUCCACGGGAAAUGUCC
Lineus longissimus is the source of this 2744-nucleotide messenger RNA. Its product is annotated as ethanolaminephosphotransferase 1-like. The transcript is spliced from 9 exons. Gene Ontology annotation, molecular function: ethanolaminephosphotransferase activity. NCBI's taxonomy places the organism in Eukaryota, Metazoa, Nemertea, Pilidiophora, Heteronemertea, Lineidae. The record is from RefSeq and is a predicted model, not a curated record. The coding region runs from base 1 to 1200 and encodes 399 amino acids. Gene Ontology annotation, cellular component: endoplasmic reticulum membrane; Golgi apparatus. Gene Ontology annotation, biological process: phosphatidylethanolamine biosynthetic process.